Messenger RNA from Lemur catta (Ring-tailed lemur), 3755 nucleotides. RefSeq names its product zinc finger protein 865 (gene ZNF865). The record is from RefSeq and is a predicted model, not a curated record. NCBI's taxonomy places the organism in Eukaryota, Metazoa, Chordata, Mammalia, Primates, Lemuridae. The coding region runs from base 117 to 3290 and encodes 1057 amino acids. The transcript is spliced from 2 exons. Gene Ontology annotation, biological process: regulation of transcription by RNA polymerase II. Gene Ontology annotation, molecular function: DNA-binding transcription factor activity; RNA polymerase II cis-regulatory region sequence-specific DNA binding.
GGCACUUCCGGUCGGGCCCUCGGGUCUCCCCGGAGCGGCGGCGCCUUCUCCGCCUCCUCGGCCUCCUCCCGGCGGAGACCCCGGCGCCGGGUCUCCUGUCUGCCCACCCGUCAGAGAUGGAGGCAAACCCAGCAGGCAGCGGCGCCGGGGGUGGCGCGAACAGCGGCAUAGGGGGCGAGGACGGGGUCCACUUCCAGAGCUACCCCUUUGACUUCCUGGAAUUCCUCAACCACCAGCGCUUUGAGCCCAUGGAACUGUACGGGGAACACGCCAAGGCUGUGGCGGCCCUGCCCUGUGCCCCUGGUCCCCCGCCCCAGCCCCCACCCCAGCCCCCUCCCCCCCAGUAUGACUACCCACCCCAGUCGACCUUCAAGCCCAAGGCGGAGGCACCUUCCUCGUCUUCAUCAUCUUCCUCCUCUUCCUCUUCGUCUUCGUCCUCCUCCUCUUCCCAAGCCAAGAAGCCUGAUCCGCCCCUGCCACCGGCCUUCGGGCCGCCCCCGCCCCCCCUCUUUGAUGCUGCCUUCCCUGCCCCGCAGUGGGGCAUCGUUGACCUCUCGGGACACCAGCACCUGUUUGGGAACCUGAAACGAGGAGGGCCCACAUCUGGGCCGGGGGUGACACCAGGGCUGGGCACACCCACAGGGGCCCCCGGGCAGCUUCCUGCCCCCUCACAGACCCCACCAGGACCCGCCGCAGGGGCGGCCUGCGACCCAACCAAGGACGACAAGGGUUACUUCCGCAGGCUGAAGUACCUGAUGGAGAGGCGCUUCCCCUGCGGCGUGUGCCAGAAGUCCUUCAAACAGUCCUCGCACCUGGUUCAGCACAUGCUGGUGCACUCGGGAGAGAGGCCUUACGAAUGCGGCGUCUGCGGCCGCACCUACAACCACGUGUCCAGCCUCAUCCGCCACCGCCGCUGCCACAAAGAUGUGCCACCAGCUGCCGGGGGCCCACCCCAGCCUGGUCCUCCACUUCCGCCACUGGGCCUCCCUGCGCCCACGGCCACUGCUGCAGCUGCUGCCCCCACCACUGUUUCCUCCGGCCCUCCAGCCACGCCCACGGCUCCUGCCCCCUCCGGGGACGCGAAUGCCGCCCCCGCCGCCCCUGCUGGUGUCGGGGUGCCCCCUCCGACGUCCGGGGGCGGUGAGGGCCCGUUUGCCUGCCCACUCUGCUGGAAGGUUUUCAAGAAGCCCAGCCACCUCCACCAGCACCAGAUCAUCCACACAGGCGAGAAGCCCUUUUCCUGCUCUGUGUGCAGCAAAAGCUUCAAUCGCAGGGAGAGCCUCAAGCGGCACGUGAAGACGCACUCCGCAGACCUCCUGCGCCUGCCCUGCGGCAUCUGCGGGAAGGCCUUCCGCGACGCCUCCUACCUCCUCAAGCACCAGGCGGCACAUGCAGGGGCGGGGGCAGGGGGCCCUCGGCCGGUGUACCCUUGCGACCUAUGCGGCAAGUCCUACUCGGCGCCGCAGAGCCUGCUCCGGCACAAGGCUGCCCAUGCCCCGACCGCUGCCACCGCCCCCACUGACGCACCCAAGGAGGGGGCGGCCUCGGUCCCGCAGCCCCCGCCCACCUUUCCCCCGGGCCCUUAUCUCCUGCCCCCUGACCCUUCUGCCACAGACAGCGAGAAGGCUGCUGCCGCCGCAGCGGCCGUAGUGUAUGGUGCGGUGCCAGUCCCGCUCCUGGGGGCACACCCGCUGUUGCUCGGCGGGGCUGGGACCAGCGGGGCGGGAGGCUCUGGUGCCAGUGUCCCUGGAAAGACGUUCUGCUGCGGCAUCUGUGGGCGUGGCUUCGGGCGCCGUGAGACCCUGAAGCGCCAUGAGCGCAUCCACACCGGGGAGAAGCCCCACCAGUGCCCUGUGUGCGGGAAGCGCUUCCGUGAGUCCUUCCACUUGAGCAAGCACCACGUGGUGCACACGCGUGAGCGGCCCUACAAGUGCGAGCUCUGCGGCAAGGUCUUCGGCUACCCGCAGAGCCUCACCCGCCACCGCCAGGUGCACCGGCUCCAGCUGCCCUGCGCCCUGGCCGGGGCUGCUGGACUCCCGGCCACCCAGGGCACGCCGGGGGCCUGUGGGCCUGGGUCCUCGGCCGGGUCCUCAGGGCCCACCGACGGGCUGAGCUACGCCUGCUCGGACUGUGGCGAACACUUCCCAGAUCUCUUUCACGUCAUGAGCCACAAGGAGGCCCACAUGUCCGAGAAGCCAUAUGGCUGCGACGCCUGCGGCAAGACCUUCGGCUUCAUCGAGAACCUCAUGUGGCACAAGCUGGUCCACCAGGCUGCCCCUGAGCGCCUGCUGCCUCCCACGCCCGGCGGCCCCCAGGCCCCAGAUGGCUCCGGUGGCACCGACGCGGCCAGCGUGCUGGACAACGGGUUGGCCGGAGAGGUGGGGGCGGCCGUGGCGGCUCUGGCAGGGGUGUCUGGGGGCGAAGACGCAGGCGGGGCGGCGGUGGCAGGUGCCGGCGGGGGUGCCAGUUCAGGCCCUGAGCGUUUCAGCUGUGCUACAUGCGGCCAGAGCUUCAAGCACUUCCUGGGCCUUGUGACUCACAAGUACGUGCACCUGGUGCGACGGACCCUGGGCUGCGGCCUCUGCGGCCAGAGCUUUGCCGGCGCCUACGACCUGCUCCUGCACCGCCGCAGCCACCGGCAGAAGCGGGGCUUCCGCUGCCCCGUGUGCGGGAAGCGCUUCUGGGAGGCAGCCCUGCUGAUGCGCCACCAGCGCUGCCACACGGAACAGCGGCCCUACCGGUGCGGCGUGUGCGGCCGGGGCUUCCUGCGCUCCUGGUACCUGCGGCAGCACCGCGUGGUGCACACCGGUGAGCGGGCCUUCAAGUGUGGCGUGUGCGCCAAGCGCUUUGCGCAGUCGUCCAGCCUGGCGGAGCACCGGCGGCUGCACGCCGUGGCCCGGCCUCAGCGCUGCGGUGCCUGCGGCAAGACCUUCCGCUACCGCUCCAAUCUGCUGGAGCACCAGCGGCUGCACCUGGGUGAGCGCGCCUACCGUUGCGAGCACUGCGGCAAGGGCUUCUUCUAUCUGAGCUCCGUGCUGCGACACCAGCGUGCCCAUGAGCCGCCGAGGCCUGAGCUCCGCUGUCCCGCCUGCCUCAAGGCCUUCAAGGAUCCUGGCUACUUCCGUAAGCACCUGGCGGCCCACCAGGGCGGCCGGCCCUUCCGCUGCUCCUCCUGCGGCGAGGGCUUCGCCAACACCUACGGCCUCAAGAAACACCGCCUGGCACACAAGGCUGAGGGCCUCGGGGGCCCUGGAGCAGGGGCAGGCACCUUGGCUGGGAAGGAUCCCUGAGCGGGCGUUUCCCAUCGGCCACUCCAAUCAGAUGCCCUUCUCGACUCCCCGCUCCCGGGCUGCUGAUCAGACUCUGCCCCUCCUCGCUGUUGCCCCAUCCUGCAGGACUUGGAUGGACUAUCUUCCUCCAGGCCCAUGCCCUACAAACUCAAAACUGAAUCACUCCCAUCCUGGACCUCUCUGCCCUCCCCUCAUCACAUGAGACACUGAACUUGAUCCUCCAUCCAGUCCUCCUUUGUAACCCUCAUCGGCCCCUCCAGCAGCAUUCUGCCCCCAAUAAGCUUUGGUGGAGAUGGGUCCGAACUGUCCCUCCCCCUUCCUUGGGAAUCUGGCCGGACAGUGGAAUACUAGCAGAGUUGGGAGGGCACAAGGGGGGUGGCUGGGUGCUCUUUUGGAUUGUGGGGUGGGGGGCGGGGGGCAGACGCGGCUUGUAUGGAGCGGAGAAUAAUAAAUCUUACCAACAGG